AUUUGAGAAUUAAAAAUCUAGAAGUUAAAAAUUCAAAACUUAACUUGGUCCCCCCGCUGUUCCUUCUCUCUUCACCCCUACUUACUCUUAUCUCCGCCGACGCAUUAACGGUUCGCCGUCGCAACCGCGGCGCCGAUUGUUCAUACACCGAAAAAUCUUGAUGCUUUCAGAAGUCAUUUCCUAUUUCUUAUAUUACCAUCGUUGUUGCAUAGGGAGUCAAGAUGAUUGGGUGUUUUAUAACCAGAGGACUUGUGUUGGUUUUGGGUUAUGCUUAUCCUGCUUACGAAUGCUUUAAAACUGUGGAAAUGAACAAGCCUGACAUCGAGCAACUUCGGUUUUGGUGCCAGUAUUGGAUCUUGGCUGCUGGGUUGACAGUUUGUGAGAGGAUUGGUGACAUGUUUAUUGGAUGGGUUCCAAUGUACAGUGAAGCUAAGUUGGCCUUCUUUAUAUACUUGUGGUACCCUAAAACAAAGGGAACAAGAUAUGUUUAUGACUCCUUCUUUAGACCAUACGUGGCUAAGCACGAGACAGAAAUAGACCGCAAUUUGUUCGAACUGCGGACAAGAGCUGGAGAUAUUGCAUUUUUGUACUGGCAAAAGGCUGCAAGCUACGGUCAGAGUAGAAUAUUUGAGAUUUUUCAAUAUGUUGCUUCACAAUCCACCCCUCGGCCUUCUCAGACACAACAGCAAGAUGCUAAGUCACAGCACCCAACAACACCAAAUCUCAAAUCAGCUGCUAAAGAACAGCAGCAGAAUAACGAACCUCCGUCUCCUACUUCUAGUACAUCUUCAAGUCAGCUCCAAGAAGACGUGGCCGAAGAGGCAGGGCCUUUAGCAGCUUCCAAAGGAGCUCCCCUGACUACAUCCUUGAACGGACCAAAAACAACAUCUACACAAGCUUUCAGAGAAACUCCUCCUCUUACUACAUCCUUGGACGGACCAAAAACAUCUACGCAGACCCUUUUCAAGACAAGCAAAAGUUUGAAUGCUAGCGAGGAGAAAGUGAUGCUAAUUACUUCAAUGCCUCCUUCAGCAAGUGAAAACGUUCAAUCUCCUCCACAAGAGACCAUCAAAGAAGAAUCCAAACGAGCCACGGGAGCAAGAUUAAGAAAAACACGCACUCGUUAAUUGGGGUCCACAAACAUAUUUAGGCAGAUUUGCUGGAUCGUUGAUGCUAAUGUGUUGUUUUCAGUUUAUGAUGACAUUGGAAAACCAUAUAUUUUAAAUAAUUCCCAAUUCUUUUAUAAUUGUGCUUU
This is a messenger RNA of Olea europaea var. sylvestris, 1255 nucleotides long. Its product is annotated as putative HVA22-like protein g. NCBI's taxonomy places the organism in Eukaryota, Viridiplantae, Streptophyta, Magnoliopsida, Lamiales, Oleaceae. The transcript is spliced from 7 exons. The coding region runs from base 222 to 1127 and encodes 301 amino acids. The record is from RefSeq and is a predicted model, not a curated record.